GGAGAUUCCUCUGUGCCCGUGGCCCCUUUGCCGUCCACGCGCUCCCUGCCCGCGUCAGCCAGACUGCUGGGCGCAGAGGCCACCUUCUGCCAUCGUCCUUUUGGGAGAACCUGUGUUUGGCUGGAGCUGUGGACAACGUCAGCUCUCGAGAGUGGGUUCGAGCCACGCACGUCCUCCGCUGGACGGUUCCUCGGUGAUAAACUCUCUCCAUUUUGUCCCAUUUUGUCCAGACAAACGAGGGAGCAGGAGACGCCCCCUGACUUCUUCUAUUUCUCUGACUACGAGAGGCACAAUGCAGAGAUCGCGGCCUUCCACCUGGACAGGAUCCUGGACUUCCGCCGGGUCCCGCCCGUGGCUGGCAGGAUGGUUAACAUGACCAAGGAGAUCCGGGACGUCACACGGGACAAGAAGCUGUGGAGGACCUUCUUCAUCUCUCCAGCCAACAACAUCUGCUUCUACGGGGAGUGUUCCUACUACUGCUCCACGGAGCAUGCGCUGUGCGGGAAGCCGGACCAGAUCGAGGGCUCGCUGGCGGCCUUCCUGCCGGACCUGUCGCUGGCCAAGAGGAAGACGUGGCGCAACCCCUGGCGGCGUUCGUACCACAAGCGCAAGAAGGCGGAGUGGGAGGUGGACCCCGACUACUGCGAAGAGGUGAAGCAGACCCCCCCCUACGACAGCAGCCACCGCAUCCUGGACAUCAUGGACAUGACCAUUUUCGACUUCCUCAUGGGAAACAUGGACCGCCAUCACUACGAGACUUUUGAGAAGUUUGGGAACGAGACAUUUCUUAUCCACUUAGACAACGGAAGAGGGUUUGGAAAAUAUUCCCAUGAUGAGCUUUCCAUUCUGGUGCCUUUACAGCAGUGCUGCAGGAUCAGGAAGUCCACCUACCUGCGGCUGCAGCUCCUGGCCAAGGAGGAGUACAAGCUGAGCCUGCUGAUGGCCGAGUCCCUGCGGGAGGACCGGGUGGCCCCCAUCCUGUACCAGCCGCACCUGGAGGCCCUGGACCGGCGGCUGCGCAUCGUGCUGCAGGCCGUCAGGGACUGCGUGGAGAAGGACGGGCUGCCCAGCGUGGUGGAGGACGACCUGGACCCCGAGCACAGAGUCUCCACCCGGAGGUAGUGACCGCGAGCCGCCGGCCUGCUGCUGAGGAGGGACACCCGCGCACGCCGCGA
Ceratotherium simum simum (southern white rhinoceros) is the source of this 1175-nucleotide messenger RNA. NCBI's taxonomy places the organism in Eukaryota, Metazoa, Chordata, Mammalia, Perissodactyla, Rhinocerotidae. The record is from RefSeq and is a predicted model, not a curated record.